UACGAGCUCGAUUAGAAAAAAGUUACUUUGUAUCACAAAUUUGAUUCAAUGAAAUGGACCCGUACCCUACCGACAAUUGCCCAAAAAUAAUAAACCGACCUUUUUAAUUCUACGUGAACUUUUUGACCAUUAAAUCAAAAACUUUCGCUGAAAAAAACUUACAAGCAUGCAAACAAACAGUGCAAGUGAAGCAGUGUGUAUGAUUCCUUAACUUUACGCCGCCGCGCCGGACAUUUUGAAAUCCCGCCAAUCGCCAUAUAUUUCCGUACAAUUUGCGAAUUGUGAAGCGUAGUUCGAGCGUUCCGUUUUAUUCUGUGAAAGACAGGAAAAGAAAAUGUGAAUUUCACUCAACGAGAUCAAAGUCAGCUAUCAUUAGUAUUUUGUUGCUGAGAUUAGUUCGGGUAAAGUGUUGUUGCGCUUCUGAUUAAUUUUGUUAACGCUACCGCGUGCUUGCGGUGGCCAACCUAAAAAACAAAUCAUGGCUAACGUGUCCCUCGACAAAGAAACGUUUUUCCGGCGUAUGAAGCGUCUCUACGCUGCUUGGAAGGAUGAAGAUGCUUGCCCCGAUGACAGCUUCAGUAAAAUGGAUUGUCUCGUCUCAGCUGUGGGUACCGACGAAGACAUCGUCUACAGCAAGUCAACUGCUCUACAAACAUGGCUACUCAGCUACGAACUUGCCGACACGAUAAUGAUUAUGGCAGAAGAUUCCAUUCACUUCUUAGCCAGCAAAAAGAAGAUAGAAUUCUUGAGAAGGGUAGAAAAUCAAAAAACGGAAGACACUGGUGUGCCUCCCGUAAAAUUACUCGUCAGGGAUCGAACAGAUGAGGACAAGGCGAACUUUGCGAAGAUGAUUGCUGUCAUAAAGGGCAGCAAGAAAGGCAAGACUUUGGGUGUAUUUUCGAAGGAAAAUUACCCUGGAGCUUUCAUGGAUGCUUGGCGGGCUGCCUUAAACGCUGAAUCUUUCGAAAAUGUUGACGUGAGUGCUUCUGCUGCUUACGUUAUGUGCCCUAAAGAAGAUGCAGAAAUUCUCACUAUCAAAAAAGCAUCUCUUGUGUCCGUGGAUGUUUUUAUGAAGUAUCUCAAGGAAGAAAUUAUGGAAAUUAUCGACGCAGAUAAGAAAGUCAAACAUUCUAAACUUGCGGAAGGAGUAGACGCAGCAAUUUCGAAUAAAAAAUAUGUCACUGGUGUUGACGUAACGCAAGUAGACAUGUGUUAUCCUGCCAUUAUUCAGAGUGGAGGUAACUAUUCUCUGAAAUUCAGUGUCGUUAGUGACAAAAAUACUCUUCAUUUCGGAGUGAUCGUAUGUUCUCUUGGUGCAAGGUAUAAAUCUUAUUGCUCCAAUGUCGUGAGGACGAUUUUGGUUAAUCCAAGUAAAGCUAUAGAGGAAAAUUACAAUUUUCUGUUGCUGUUGCAAGAAGAGAUUUUGAAAAAACUAACAGCUGGAACGAAAUUAAGUAGUGUUUACGAUGCGGGUGUGAAGUUCGUGAAAGACCAAAAGCCAGCUAUGUUGGAUCAUCUUACGAAGAACUUUGGUUUCGCAAUGGGCAUCGAGUUCAGAGAAAGCUCUCUUUUAUUGGGGCCAAAAACGAAUGCCACUGCUUUAAAGGGCAUGGUUUUUAAUGUCAAUGUCGGGCUCUCGAACUUGGCUAAUUCGGCGGCGAAGGACAAGGAAGGAAAGGUGUAUGCCCUAUUCAUUGGAGAUACCGUUAUGGUUAACGAGGAACAACCAGCGACGAUAUUAACUCCUUCAAAGAAAAAGGUAAAAAAUAUCAGUAUCAUUUUCAACGAAGGUGAAGAAGAUGACGGCGAAGAGAGCGAGCAAGAGACCGAGAAAAAACAGAAGGAAAUUUUGGGAAGAGGAAAGAGGACAGCCGUUAUAGAUUCGAAAUUGAGAACUGAGCACGGUUCAGAAGAAAAGAGAAAACAGCAUCAAAAGGAAUUAGCUCAGCAACUUAAUGAGGUUGCUAAAGCUCGACUGGCCCAGAAAUCUGGCGGGAAGGAGCAAGAAAAAAUACGAAAAGCUUCAAUUUCUUACAAGUCUACCAAUCACAUGCCCCGAGAACAAGAAGUGACAGACCUGAAGCUUUACGUUGAUAAAAAAUACGAGAGCGUGAUUCUCCCUAUUUAUUCAUAUCCUGUACCAUUCCACAUAUCGACGAUAAAGAAUAUAUCGCAAUCAGUCGAAGGAGAUUACACGUACCUCAGAAUAAACUUUUUCCACCCCGGAGCAACAAUGGGACGUAAUGAAGGUGGAUUUUAUACUCAACCUGAUGCUACAUUCGUCAAAGAAGUCACCUAUCGAAGCACGAAUACCAAAGAACCUGGAGAGAUUUCAGCUCCAUCAUCGAAUCUCAACACGGCGUUCAGGUUAAUCAAAGAAGUCCAGAAGAAGUACAAAAAUCGAGCAGCCGAGGAAAAGGAAAAGGAAGAUCUUGUCAAACAAGAUACGCUUAUCCUCUCGCAAAAUAAGGGUAAUCCCAAGCUAAAGGAUCUCUACAUUCGGCCAAACAUCGUCACUAAAAGAAUGACGGGAGGACUUGAAGCUCACACUAAUGGUUUCCGGUACACGUCGGUUCGAGGUGACAAAGUCGACAUUCUUUACAACAAUAUCAAGAAUGCCUUCUUCCAGCCAUGUGACGGUGAAAUGAUCAUUCUUCUUCAUUUUCACUUGAAGCACGCCAUCAUGUUCGGUAAGAAGAAACACUUAGAUGUACAAUUCUAUACGGAAGUGGGAGAAAUUACAACUGAUCUUGGAAAACAUCAACACAUGCACGAUCGUGACGAUCUGGCUGCUGAGCAAUCAGAACGAGAACUCAGGCACAAAUUGAAGACCGCCUUCAAGAGCUUUUGUGAAAAGGUGGACAGUAUGACAAAACAAGAAAUUGAGUUUGAUACGCCAUUCAGAGACUUGGGAUUCCCUGGUGCUCCAUACAGAAGCACUGUUCUUUUGCAACCUACGAGUGGCUGUCUCGUCAACCUCACAGAAUGGCCUCCAUUUGUAAUUACUCUGGAGGACGUAGAACUAGUGCACUUUGAACGAGUUCAAUUUCACUUGAAGAACUUCGACAUGAUUUUCGUUUUCAAGGACUACCAUAAAAAAGUGGCGAUGGUCAAUGCAAUCCCUAUGAAUAUGCUGGAUCAUGUUAAGGAAUGGCUGAAUUCUUGCGACAUUAGAUACUCAGAGGGAGUACAAUCUUUGAACUGGUCAAAAAUUAUGAAAACGAUUACGGAUGAUCCAGAGGAAUUUUUUGAGAGCGGCGGUUGGACCUUCUUGGAUCCUGAGAGUGAUGAUGAGGGACAAGCAGUAGAUGAUGAAGAGGAAGAUGAAGACGAUGCCUACGAGCCAACGGACUUGGACAGCGAAGAAGACUCUGAUGAUGAGUCGGAAUAUUCCGAAGCUUCUGAAGAUUCGGAAAGCGGGGAGGAGGAUGAUCUCGGCAGCUCUGAGGAAUCUGGAAAAGAUUGGUCAGAUUUGGAGAGAGAAGCUGCCGAAGAAGAUAAAGAGAGAGGCGACGGCUUCCCGGACGAUUUACGUACAGCUAGUAAGAAGAAAUCUCAUAGUCGACACUCGCCUCCUCCUUCGAAAGAUAGGCAUAGUUCGAAACACAAAAGUUCGUCGAAUUCAAAGAGUAAAAGUUCAUCUAGUAGCAGAGACAAGGACAGAAGGUCGUCGGACAAACACAGAAUGGAUCGAUCACGGAGUGGAGGCUCGCACAAAUCUCCAUCCAAAUCGUCCAAACACAGCAGCCCGAAAAAGAGUGAUAAGCGAGAUAAGUAUGAUAAGAGCAAAUCAUCACACUCUUCAUCUAGCAGCAAGAAACGGUCCCGUGAUGACAGUGGCGAUAGAAAGAGUUCAAAGAAGUCGAGGAAAUAAGUGCUGUGAACAAGUGUGGACAGUGAGACCUGAAAGACAAAAAACAAUUGCACCAAUACGCGUUAUUUUAUUUUUAUUCCAACAUUGAAAAAAAAAAUUCCAGUGGUAGAGUUCAUCUUCUUGCUUCAAUCUGUGUGAAAGUCGUGUGGACGUCUUCGAAAAGCACUCAGUACUUUGUUUUUUCCAUGCCACAGGAAUUCGUGUAUAGCAUAUGUAUAUGUAUACGUCGAUGCGUUAGAAAUAAUAGAACAACUUAAAUCACAAUUUAAGAAAUGGCCAAUCAUUAUUCAUCUGAAUCAAACAAAAAAAAAGCUCAUAGUAAAAUAUAGAAGUAGCAGUGACUUUUUCUACGUGCAUACAAUUAAAAUUUGAUAUCGUACCUUUUAGUACGCCCAAUUUCAAUUUUGAUCAAGUAUGCCAGUACAAAAUAGUUUUCAUAAAGAGAUUCUGUUGUUAAAAGUUACAUGUCCAGUUCGCCUAGAUGCAAUAAAAUUUGCAAAUUCGCCAGUAAAAUUAAUCUUGCAUCUUUGCAAAAAUGUUUGUCGACAAAAAAUUAACUUUAGCAUAAGUGAGCGUCAAAAUAUAACGUGACACUUUUUUUUGAGUGAUUUUUGAAUCACUGCUCCCUAUUGUUACGAUUUGUGAUAUUUCGUUGAACACUGUCAUGUGUCGGUAAUAUUGGUCUUUAAUGUAUGGAAACUGACUUAAAUUUUAUUUUUUUUGAGCAGAGAAGUGUCACGUAAUAUGUGGACGCUCCUUAAAGUAAUUUGUUUCUGUAUUCUUUUUAAAUAAGUUAUUUUUAAUUAUUUUUUUCUUCUCUGCAUUAGUUGGCUGUAGUUUCCAAGUCUUUAGAGAGUCUUGGCCGGUCAUCACAAAUGAUGAAAUAGACCAAAAGAAAUUAAAAAAAAAACUUUGCUUCGUGAUUUGGAAAUUGUACUUUUAUCGAAUAUGGUACUUAGUUUCUGUUAUUGACAAACGAGAUUCUGCUGAUUUCGUAUUAAAAUAAAGGCAAAAGGAGAUUUUCAAUAAAAAUUAUUUUAUCACUUUGGAGGUCUAAUUGUAAGCCUCAAUUACCUGCAAGAGAGGGAUGAUAAUACUUUGUCAAAUUUACCGCAGUCUACGUUUGAAGAAAAUUGAUAAUGUGUAGAGUUAUCCAAAAUAGAAAACAAUUAACAGUACUUGAUUUAAAAUGUAAAAUAGUAGGUGUAAUACGACACUUUUCCACAAAAGGAAAUAAAAAUUUUAAGAUUACUUUCUGCCUAUCAUCGGAAUGUCUGUAUAUUUAAAAAUCUGUUUAUUUGACAAGGAAUUGAGUAAUCUCCACCAUUUAAACAUCCAUCAUUAUUGUACAAACGAUAUUCGCCACUCUUUUUUAUUAAAUAAAUUACUACCUUGAA
Molecule: messenger RNA, 5271 nt
Organism: Belonocnema kinseyi
Lineage: Eukaryota; Metazoa; Arthropoda; Insecta; Hymenoptera; Cynipidae
Gene: dre4
Product: FACT complex subunit spt16
Exons: 19
Coding region: 479-3874 (1131 amino acids)
Biological process (GO): positive regulation of transcription elongation by RNA polymerase II; transcription elongation by RNA polymerase II
Cellular component (GO): FACT complex
Molecular function (GO): nucleosome binding
Source: RefSeq, a predicted model, not a curated record